This is a messenger RNA of Racocetra fulgida, 362 nucleotides long. Lineage: Eukaryota; Fungi; Glomeromycota; Glomeromycetes; Diversisporales; Gigasporaceae. The record is from the annotation of a GenBank genome assembly.
AAUCGCAAAAUUGGAACAAAAACAGUUACAAGAUAGUAAAUUUUUGGUCAAUACUGCUCUUACCGAAAUAGUAAAUUCAAACGAUACCUCUACAUCUGAAAUAACCAAUGUCACAUCAAAUUCUGAUGCUCCAGCAUCUGAUGUAUCCAAUAAUGUUUCAAAUUCUGACUCAUUCUAUAAGGAUGCUAUUACAUCUGAACCCAAUAAUGUUUCAAAUCCUGAUGUAUCUGAUACUUCUAUCUCUCCUAAGCAAAAUCAUGUAAGCAAAAAAUGCCAAGAAAUUUCCGUCAUGAAUCGUGACAAUCAACAAAAAAACUUUUUGGAUCCUGUUAUAGAAACUAAAGAACAUUUAUCGCAGGAAA